This is a messenger RNA of Naegleria lovaniensis, 1647 nucleotides long. RefSeq lists its product as uncharacterized. The transcript has a single exon. Bases 1 to 1647 code for a protein of 548 amino acids. The record is from RefSeq and is a predicted model, not a curated record. Lineage: Eukaryota; Heterolobosea; Eutetramitea; Acrasida; Naegleriidae.
AUGAUGAACUGGUGUGAUGAUCACACUGUGAGGCUGGUAUUAUUGGAUUUUUCUGGAAACCAUUCGUUGCUUAGGGAUGAUGAUACUCUUCCUUGUAAACACAGCACACCGGUAGAAGAACAUUCUAGAAUUCGGAGGUUGGAAUUUGUAUUAAAACAGAAAUUUUUAAAGCAACAAGAAGGAAAGAAGAAGUGGUUGUUGAAUCGGGAAUUGAAAUAUUCGUCGUUCUUUCCAGUUGAGUUUAUGAAUGAUAAAAAAUUUGUAUUGAAUCAUAUCAACAAGUAUGGGUAUGGAUUAAAACAUGCAUCGGCACAAUUGAAAGAUGAUAGAGAUUUUGUCUUGAAGGUAGUUAAAAAACAUGGAAAUGAAUUGCAGCACGCUUCUUCUAGUGUUCGUAACGACAAGAAAGUGGUAUUAACGGCCUUAAAGAGCAACGACUAUGCAUUGGCACAGGUCUCAAAACGACGUAUUAAAGAUCGUGAAUUUGUAUUGGAAGCAAUUCGGCGGAAUGGAAAUGCUCUGUAUAGUGUUGGACAAUGGAUAGAAGAUCGAGAAAUUGUUUUAGCUGCAAUGAAACAAAAUGGUGAAGCAUUGCGUGUGUUGCAACUCGUUCAUAUUUACAAUUUGGAAAUCGACGAAGAAAUAAUUUUUGAAGCUAUCAAACAAACAAAGCGAUCUCUGCAAUGGGUACCAAAAUAUUUACUUGCAGAUCAUGAGUUCAUGUUGAAGGCUCUCAAAUUAAUAUUUCCAGAACUUUCCUCUUUUGAUUAUUCAAAGAAAGAAAUAGUGACUCCAAUUGUGCAAGAAUUUGGAUUUUUACUUGAAUUUGUAAGCGAAGAGCUCAGGAAUGAUCGAGAUAUUAUUUUGAAUGUAAUCAAAAAUGAUGGACGUUUACUUUGUUUUGCUUCUGACAAUUUGAGUAAUGACAGAGAAAUUGCAAUUGUAGCGGUUCAGCAAAAUGGGAGAGCAUUACAUUUUGUCUCUGAUGAAUUGAAAAGAGACAAAGAGGUUGUGCUUGCUGCUGUCAACCAACAGGGUGGUGCACUUGAAUUUGCAGCAGAAGAAUUGAGGAAUGAUAAAGAGAUUGUAUUAGCUGCUGUACGACAAGCAGGGCAUGUUCUACAAUAUGCAUCCAACGAGUUGAAAAGCGAUAGAGAAGUUGUACUAACAGCUCUAAGACAAAAUGGUCACGCUUUGCUAUUUACAAACGAAACGAUGAAAAAUGACCGAGAGCUAGUCAUUGAAGCCGUCAAACAAUUUUCGGAUGCUUUUAUAUAUGCUUCAACUGAGCUUUUGAGAGACAAACAAUUCUUAUUACAGCUUGUUCAGCUGGGCUGUAAAGAUGUUGUUUCCAGCUCACCAAGAGAAUUUUAUAAUGACAAAGAAUUCUUGUUAAAAGCUGUCAAAGAAAAUGGUCUUGGAAUAUUUGGAUUCGGUUAUCAUACAUGUCGUGACAAGGAACUCUUGUUAGAGGCUGUGAAAAAUAAUGGAGCAGCAUUGACAUAUGCAAUCCUGGAACUGAAAAACGAUCGAGAGCUUAUUUGUGAAGCUCUCAAAUGCAAUGGUUUUGUGUUGGAGUACAAUGAUGUAUUGUAUCAAGAAAGAAUGACACAUUGCUACUUUGAUGCCUAUUUGGGAACAACAUGA